Astyanax mexicanus (Mexican tetra) is the source of this 2766-nucleotide messenger RNA. Its product is annotated as circadian-associated transcriptional repressor. Gene Ontology annotation, molecular function: RNA polymerase II cis-regulatory region sequence-specific DNA binding. The transcript is spliced from 6 exons. Bases 276 to 1412 code for a protein of 378 amino acids. Gene Ontology annotation, cellular component: nucleus. The record is from RefSeq and is a predicted model, not a curated record. Lineage: Eukaryota; Metazoa; Chordata; Actinopteri; Characiformes; Acestrorhamphidae. Gene Ontology annotation, biological process: circadian regulation of gene expression; negative regulation of DNA-templated transcription.
AACACGGGGCGCACAAUCGCAGCUCCGCAUCGCUGCAAAGCCCACACGCACCUCACUCCCGUCAGCGCCCGCUGCUGCUGCUGCUGCUGCUGCCUGAGUGUCCUGGAUUUACCGCGGAACAAAGGGAGCCACACCAGUCCCCCUUCGUCCUGAGGAGGUACGGCCGCCUUUCUCCAGCACACCGGUGGGAGACGCGUUUACGGAGCUUUUUCGGGAUAAAAACGCUCGGCAGCAGGUCAGUGAUGGUCAGUGGUGGUUAGGACCUGUGGCCGAGGAUGUCAGCUUCAGAUUCGGACUACUCCAUUGACUGGCUGGCCAGCGAUGACGAGGAGGACGUCGACAGCGAGGUGGAAUCAAAAUGCGAAAGAACGCAGGGGGUGCUGCCAAGCGCUUGUGUGUCUGAGGACAGCCCUCGGACCUGCAAGAGGAGCGCGGACAGCCCUGUGACGGACAAGGAGGCCAGAAGCUCCAGGAGCAGCUCCCCCUCCAGCUGCACGAGUUCCUUGUACAGAGCAGAUGGGGAGCUAUCUCCCCCAAGAGACAAUGAGGACAGGUCUGGCUACAGCCACACCUCGGAAAGCCCUAAAGGCAAAAGCAGGCAGGCACAGAAGAGAGCGUGGAGCUCGAUGGUGGUGCCGGAGCAAAAAGAACGACAUCUCACAGCUUGCCGGACCGAGAGGGACAGGCUGUUUGCAUGCAAGUGUGUGGAGUUGCAGUGCUACAUUCACCCGCUGUCCUCCAUCCUGAACGGCCUCCGCUCUGGCAGAUACAGAGAACGGCUCAGCACUUUCCAGGAGAGUGUGGCCAUGGAUCGGAUCCAGAGGAUAAUGGGGGUCCUGCAGAAUCCGUGCAUGGGUGAGCGGUAUGUCAACAUCAUUCUGAAAAUGGAGGAAAUGCUGAAGAGCUGGUUCCCUCACAUAAAACCUCACCAACAAGCCACUGCCAUGGAGCUGACGCAAGAGACCGCCCCACUGAAGAAACCCAAGUUGUCACAGUCAUCCUCUGCUCCAGCCCCCAUGUCCACCGGUCUGGUUAACCCUGCAUCUAGCAGUGCUCCUCACAUGGGCGCCAAGGCCAUGCGGGUCAGUGACCUCACCCCCCCCGGACCCUACUCUGCCACCAACCUGAAAUGGCUCCACACGUCUCCGAUCUGCUCGCCAACAGCCGAGCAGGCCCAGGGAACAGUCCGGAACUUUCUCACAGCCCACAGAAACAAGGACGUAACGCAGGACAACUCUGUGUCCUCUAGCACAGACACGCCGCAUCUUCAGACGGACUCGAUGCCCAGUCGGCCUCCUCCGGGCAAGAUCAACGCCCCCUGCCUGGAGAGACUGCUAAAAUCCACAGAGAGCAUUAUUAGCCAGAAAGGCUCUGGGGGACCGGGUGGCAUGGUGGCCAGCGGCUGGUCCUAGUCCACAGGGAUGGCUCUGGAUAAUCAGAGCCUAGCCAGUCCCCGCCGGAGUCAGUCAGUCAGUCAGUCAGUCAGUCAACUCACUCCAGUGCAAAGUGUACCGCUCCUCCAUUUCAGCCUUCAGGAGAGACACACAAAGCAGAGCAGGCCCAGCUUAGCAGCUAGAGGGACACAGCCUUUCACACACACACUGAAGUGAGAGGGAGCAUCAGCGCGCGACUGGUGUGUGUCAGUGUGUCCGCAUCAUCUAACUUGUGUGUGAGGGUUGAAUCCUUAUUGUUGGAUUACAUUGUGUGUGUGGGUGUGGAAGUGUGAGUGUGAGUGUGUGCAUUGCGAGUGUGAGUUAGGGAAGCCCUCUGAUGCUGAGCCCCCUGAGCUGUCUUUAAGGAGGAUAUCCCUGGUGAGACAGAAAGCGCAUAGACUACGGUGGCUCAGGCGGGCUGAGGCACGGAAUCGGUGAAUCUGUGAAUAAAGGCAACCAUGAGUUCAGAAAGGGAAGGGUAAAAGAGGGAGUAAUGUGUUUUUCGGGAACACUUCAGAUAUUCCAGUGUGUCAGUGAUCGCCAUUGUAGUUGUAGUUGAAAUACGUGGGUUGAAUGUGAAUUUUGCUUUUCUAUUAUUAUUUUUUUUUUUUUCAUCCACUCUGCCGAGUCGGUUGAUGUGACUGUUACUUCUUAGGUUGAAAAUUAUUCUAGCUAAGUUUUUGGUACAACGGUUCUACCUCAAUCUGACACCACGUCAACGGUUGUGUACAGGACGAACGACAACUAACGUACAUCAACAUCAAAACAGAGAGAGGGGGCCUACAAAGAUGAUGGUGAGCCAGAUUUGCCUGUAGUGCCGGAUGGAUCUCGGGUACGGGCUGCUCUGCUUGUGAGAGAGAACCCCAGGAGCUCUAGAGGCCUGACUGGUGCCAUUGUAUAGAAUGUGAACUGCAAAUUUAUUUAACUCUUUUUCUUUCUCUGAGAAUUUCCCAGUUCGAGGGCAUCCAGUGCCUGUUAAUUUGAUGUCAAGCUGUGCCUGUACACUGGUUUUGAAUUGAAACAAGAACCAUUUGGAAUACCUGCAACCUCUAAUGGAUAAACGAAAGCAAAUCAAUCAGGAACCCUCAAAACUCCUGCCAUUUCCUGUUAUCACAUUAAAUUAUUGAAAUAUUUGCCAACCGAUCCCUGUGGUCAAGUGGGACAAUGACAUUUCUGUUUGCCACAGAGCUUGGAUGAUAUCUAUCUUGAGAGGGAGAAGGUAUUCUAAGUUUGUGUAAAUAUUUGAAGUUGUUCAACUACCCUUUGCAAAGUGGCCUUUAUAGUGUGAUAUUUUAUACUUUCGAAAUAAAUGUGGUUAUAUUUGUUUGGCGUA